This is a messenger RNA of Onychostoma macrolepis, 696 nucleotides long. RefSeq names its product whey acidic protein-like. Gene Ontology annotation, cellular component: extracellular region. The record is from RefSeq and is a predicted model, not a curated record. Gene Ontology annotation, molecular function: peptidase inhibitor activity. NCBI's taxonomy places the organism in Eukaryota, Metazoa, Chordata, Actinopteri, Cypriniformes, Cyprinidae. Bases 1 to 504 code for a protein of 167 amino acids. The transcript is spliced from 6 exons. Gene Ontology annotation, biological process: innate immune response; antibacterial humoral response.
AUGACAGCUCGGGUGUGCGGCUUGUUGAUUGCUGUUGUGUUUCUCUUAAGAGAAUCCACCCAUUUGGAUGCAGAGUUGUACCCAGAAAAGCCAGGAAUGUGUCCAAGUGACCACCUCGGAGUAAGAGCAUGUGAUGAGAUGUGUUCCCAUGAUCAUAACUGUCCAAACGAUCAGAAAUGCUGCAGCAAUGGAUGUGGACAUCAGUGUAUGGCUCCAUAUAAAGAAAAGCCAGGAGUGUGUCCAAGCAAAGCCGUCAGAAUAGGAGCGUGUGACGAGUUGUGUUCCCAUGAUGGAGAGUGUCCAAACUAUGAGAAGUGCUGCAGCAAUGGAUGUGGACAUCAGUGUAUGGAUCUACUUAAAGAAAAGCCAGGCCUGUGUCCGAUGAGAUUCUAUGGAGUAGGACCAUGUGGAGCGUUGUGUAUCUAUGACCUUGAAUGUCCGAAUGAUGAGAAAUGCUGCAGGAGUGCAUGUGGACGUGAAUGUACAUCGCCAUUUAAAGUGUAGCCUGGUGUAUGUCUCCAACCCGAAUGUGUGCUGAUAACUCUUCCCAUGAUGAUCAACAUCCUGCCAGACAGAAGUGUUGCCCAACCACCUGUGGACAUGCAUGCAGUUAACCGUGCUUUAAGCAUUGGAAAUUCCCCCCUCAUGUUAUACUUGUAUUCAUCAAAUAAAUCUCAUAGUUUAGUGCAAACUUCA